Molecule: messenger RNA, 1833 nt
Organism: Anisakis simplex (herring worm)
Lineage: Eukaryota; Metazoa; Nematoda; Chromadorea; Rhabditida; Anisakidae
Source: the annotation of a GenBank genome assembly
AUGAUUUCAGCCCCACCCGAAUUCUCCGAUGGUGUGCAAACCAGAUUCCGAGUACCGAUCGGUACGAAACAGUUCAGACUGAUAUGCCCCGUAAAAACGCUCGAUUCCAGUUUAGUAAUGAUACAGUGGAAAAAAGACGAUGAACAAUUAAGUUUCGACUUCAACAACCGUUACAAACUGAGUAGAGGAGAUCGUGAGUUGAAAAUUCGCAAUCCACAAAUACCAGAUAGCGGCACCUAUCAAUGUCAAGCGAUCAACGGCUUUGGACAUCGAGAAUUGGAUUUCAUCGUGCAUGUCUAUGAUCCGUUAAACGACAAGAAAUACCUUCUCGAUGAAAUGAUUACACUUGCUGAUCGCUCAUCUCCACCAAAAUGGUUAAAUGAGAGUGAAAUGCGUAAUUCAAUGUUAGCACCAUUACGUUUACCGAUCGGUGGACGUCUUCAGUUGAAAUGUCCUGCAAGUGGAAAUCCUUUGCCGCACAUAAUAUGGCUACGAAACGAUAAACCGAUCGAACGUGACGAGAUAACAUUUGAACAUUCGUCUGCGUUAUUGACACUGAACAAUUUGAAAAUAAGUGAUUCUGGUGAAUAUAUUUGUCGUGUGGAGAACGAGCAUGGCUUGGUGGAGGCCACAUUCCGCGUUCGAGUUGGCGAUUUCUUCAAUUCAGCAGUUGGAAAUGACGACGAAAAUCGAUUGCUGUUACAUACUCCUAGUGAUGAUCCAGCGUCGAUUCGACGUGCUGAUGCGAAUGCAACAUUGAUACACGCGAAUGAUAUGCACCUAUUGCUUAUCGAAGAGACGCAAACGAAUACACAAUUGAACGAAGGUAUUUACGCCAAUCGUUUAGUGAUUCCGAACGCAAAUAUCCAACAUGCUGGUACUUAUAUUUGCGUAGUGACGAACGCUGAUGGUGAUAUUGUUUAUCGAUCCGCACAUUUGAAUAUUAUCACUGGCAACGAAAGCAGUUUUCAAAUCUCAAGCAUUUAUUUCUAUGCUGGUGUACCGAUCACUGCACUCAUUGUGUGCGCUAUCGGUUACGCAAUCUAUUUCCUGUACCGUACUCAGCAAAAUACAGCAAUGAAAGACUGCAUUAGUGGUCACUCAUCAAACACGAUCAAUAUUCGUCAAGCCAGCACCGCAUUAGUUGGUACUAUCAACAACAACACUAAAUCAUCACUCAAUAACAAUUGUAGUAAUAUGAAUGAUAAUGAAAAUAUCACCAUCAAUAAUAAAAACGGCAUUCAAAGUACUGUUAAUACUAAUCAGAAAAUUCGAUCACUCCGUCCUCCACCCCCCAACAUGCCGCCCCCUCAAGCGCCAGCACCUUUAUCACCGUAUACAGCAUUACCACAACAACCGCAUCAACAGCAACAUAGCCAAGUGAAUUUGGCCACAAGUCCACGGUAUCCUCUGUUGGUCGGACAAGACUUCAUCGGUGCACAUUCAGCGCACCAUCGCCCAUUCUUGAACGUGUCGACACCAAUCGAACGCGAUAGUAGGUUUCGAAAAGCGAAUCAAUAUCAGCGUCACCCGACGUUACAUUAUCGAACGUAUGCAGACGAUGAAUCGAGUAAUUUCUACGAGGCAUCCUCACCACAGCCACCUUAUUGCUGGUCAUCUGAGCAAAAAGUUGCAGGAGCAGCAGCAGGAGCCCAAUUCACGAGUGCAACCGACAUGAUGCUACAUUGUAAUUUCGAUGCUGAUCCCAUCCAGUAUCGCUUACAAUCAUAUGCCUAUGCCAGUAACAAUAGUAAUAACAAUACUGCUCGUUUUGAUCAUCAUUUCAGUGAACAGCAAUUACCGUUUAUAACACACAACGUGCAAAGGAGGUGA